UUGUACAAAAGGCGUACAACUGCAGUUGUUCGUAGAGAAACUUUCUUAGAUAUUGUCUGUGUGGCUCUGGCUGAGUAUAAGUAUGUGGGACCCAACCAGAGAGCAGAUCUGGUUCUAGCAUGCAGAGAGACAUUUCUAGCCAUUAAAGAGAGACCUAUGCCUGGUGACAGCAAUCAGUGGUUCAGCAUCUCCGUUGUUCAAUGUUUACGGAUGUCCAAGAUAUGCUGCGUCUAUUGACUGUUAUUUCACCAAAAUAUGCACUGUCUCAUCCUAAUCUGAACUUGACAUGUAUAUACUCUAAACAGCAGCGUUUGACUUAUGUUAAAUAUGGGUUAUAAACUUGCCAGGAACUUGUGAAAGGGACUCUAGGACAAUUUUUAAAUGACUACCAAGAUGAUUUUAUUAUAGUUACAUGGUCAAAAGGUUCCCAACUCAAUUCUGGUGCCUCCACUUCUGAUUUUAUUUGCCACGCCUAAAAUCUAGACAAUCAAAGUUCCCUUCAAUGUUGUUUUGGAAGCAAGUUAUGAAGCACAAUUACACCAACUAUUUGAAAAAGGAUUUGAGUUGCAGAUAUUGCAACACUUCAAAAACCACCUAUAUCCUUUGGAUGUGUCACAGACUCACAAUGCUCAUUUUGUAUCCUGUUUCCAGGUUAGUAUCCCAUGUGAGUGUCCAUGCUGCAUAUGGAUUUUUGUUUACUUAACUUCUUGUGCUUUAAUAUGAAGUGGCGUGUGCUAAUGUUUAUAUCAAGCUGUGGUUUGGUUGUAUUUUAUGCUAGUGAUUGAUGGUGAGGAUAUUAUCUUUUACAUCAUACCAUUUUCUCUCCGUUAACUAUGAUUUUGUUUUGAGUGCAGAAUUCGAGAACGGAAGGAAUCUGUAACAAUUCUGUUAUGUGGCACUAGUGGCUGUGGCAAAUCAACUUUGUCUGCAUUGCUGGUAUCUUUGCAUUGAGAAGUAGUUGUCUUUUAGCAAUUACAAAUAUGUAGUGCCAGUUUUACUUGUUAUGUGGGCAGUAGGCUGGGAAUCACUACGGUGGUGUCAACUGAUUCCAUUAGGCACAUGAUGAGAAGUUUUGUUGAUGAGAAGGAAAACCCCUUGUUAUGGGCUUCUACUUACCAUGCAGGCGAGUGCUUGGAUCCUAUUGCUGUUGCUGAAGCAAAGGCUAGAAGGAAAGCCAAAAAGUUGGCUGGUGUGUCACAUUCACUUCCCAAGGGUGAGGCAACUGAGGGUGAUAAUUCCAGGAAAUCUGAUGGGCUGAUGCCUGAUGUGGGUGCUACUAACACAGAACUGCUAAAUCCAAAACAAAUGGCAAUUGAAGGAUUUAAGGCGCAGAGUGAGAUGGUGAUUGACAGUCUUGAUAGGUUAAUCACUGCCUGGGAAGAACGGAAAGAGUCCGUUGUAGUUGAGGGUGUUCACUUGAGCCUCAACUUUGUUAUGGGACUAAUGAAGAAACAUCCUUCGAUCAUACCAUUCAUGAUAUACAUUACAAAUGAGGAUAAGCAUUUGGAACGAUUUGCUGUACGUGCAAAGUAUAUGACUCUGGACCCAGCAAGAAAUAAAUAUGUAAAGUAUAUCCGAAACAUCAGAACAAUCCAGGAUUAUCUCUGUAAGCGUGCUGACAAGCAUUUAGUUCCAAAAAUAAACAAUACUAAUGUUGACAAGAGUGUAGCAGCUAUCCAUGCUACUGUCUUCAGCUGUCUUCGCAGGCGCGAAGCCGGGGAACUACUGUAUGAUCCUACUAGGAACACUGUCACUGUUGUUGAUGAGGAAUAUAGAAAUCAAUGUGCUGCCAAUUCUUUGAGCUCGAAAGGAAUGUUUCAGUUGAUCCAGAGAAAAGGUUCUUCAAGGCAUCUGAUGGCUCUCGUUAAUACAGAUGGGUCUGUCGCAAAGGUUUGGCCUGUUAAUUCCGUCGAUAGUGAUGGAAACCCAUUAUGGGCUGAUGGAUCAGUUCAUGGAAUAGGUAUUCCAUGGUAUGGACCUCUAAUGAUUGGCAAGGCUGAGCCUGUAAAUCUUCAGUUUGGCUUGUACGGGAUCAGUGCAUGGCCCAGUGAUGGUGGUACUAGUGGUGCUGGAAGUGUUGAUGAGUCAAGGGCUGAUGGGACUGAUACUGGCAGUAGAUAUUUGUCCUCCUGCUGCAGCUCACCAAGGCUGUCUGAUGGACCUGCAAAGGAGCUUAAGGAGGAGCAGUCAGUGCAUGGUAGUGAUGAAGAGAUUGAUGAUCCACCCGAGGUGGGCAGCGAUGAGGAUUUCAGUGAAGAUGGUGACACACGAGUCCAUGAUGAGGUAGGCUCAGUUGAUGAGGAAUCGACGAAGUCUGAUGAAGAGUAUGAUGAUUUGGCAAUGCAAGAUACGGUGAAAAAUGGCUAUUGGUCUGGUGAUGAUGACGAGUCUAAAGGGAAGCUUGGUCGUGGGGACCAUAGAACUAAUGUGCCGGAAAAUGAGGAUGGUCAAAACCAUGGUCUCUACCUCAGAACUAGAAGCGAACCAGUUCCUGGGCCCUUGUGCUCUUAUGCGUCUGUAUUUAUGGAAAACAGCGAGAGUAGAUUACAUCCUAGCAAAGUCAAAUUGAGAAAACGUUCUCUUAGUAUUCCUGCAUUGAAAAAGAAUGGUGCGGCAAUAAUUGAUCCCAUCCUUUCUGGUUCUCCUCAAAGCUAGCAUUGGUCUUAACCACCCCUUAUUUUGGCCAUUUGGCCCAUGGUAUGAGCAUCUACGUAUCCUUCGAUGUCCUAUCUGUAUAGUUAUCCUUCCAAAACUUCCACUCUCUACUUUUUUUUUUCCUUUUGUUUUUGGUUUGAUGUAAUUGUUUGGCAUGGAUUGAGAUUUUGCUGAGUGUAUUAGCAUGGUUAGAACCAGCAGAAUCAAAUUCGUGUAUCUUGAGAUGCAAAAGCGAGCGCUCGACUUGAAACAUUCAAACAAGUACCUGCCCCAGCUUUCAUAUUAGAAGCGUGCUGCUCAAUCAACGUUGGGUGAAAGGAAGAGAGGUUGAGAAUUGAGUUGUUAUUCCUAAGCUCACUUUUCUAAACUAUUUAAUGAUAUCUUGCAAUGAUUUUAGUUGAAA
Messenger RNA from Prosopis cineraria, 3058 nucleotides. Its product is annotated as P-loop NTPase domain-containing protein LPA1 homolog 1-like. The transcript has 6 exons. NCBI's taxonomy places the organism in Eukaryota, Viridiplantae, Streptophyta, Magnoliopsida, Fabales, Fabaceae. The record is from RefSeq and is a predicted model, not a curated record. Bases 1060 to 2655 code for a protein of 531 amino acids.